CUGGUGUAUAGGCUGACUACACUCUAGUGUACAUGUGCAUACGGGACUUAAAAAAUCGCUUCGGUCUAAAAAUUGGGACUUUGCUGUAUGAAACAUAAACAAAAAUUGCUGAUCAGUGUUUUAUGUGUUUUAUGGUGUUAUUCAUCGCAUUGCUGAAACCGUUUGAAAUUCAUCUCUAAUGAAAACGUAAACGAUUUGUUUAAGUAAUUUCGAGAAUGGCACACAACAAUGCAAAUACAGCUUCGUUUGUGACGGUGCAAAUCAAACAGGAACGUUCAGAUUCGCAAGCAACAAUUGAUGUUGAUCUUGUAACCAGGUGUAGGCUUUGCCUUCGAAGUGUCUCGCAAAGCACGGGGGUACCGGUCACAAAAGCACAUAUUUCCACUUUGCAGAUUAUCCUCAAGCAACUGGGUAACCGUAAUGAAACUUGGAGUCACAUUUGCAUAAUCUGUAAAGAUCUUUUGGACAUUAUAUUAGACUUUAGAACCGCUGCACUACAAGCCAACGAUAUUUUGUUAACCGAGAAGAUGAAGCUGGACCGUUUUGGCUAUUGUCAGUCAGACCAGCUCAUGGCUGUCUCACAUUGUAGGGAAAUGGUUCGUGCCCAUCGAAAUAAAAUUGAAGCAACUUUCAAUGGGCAGCAAAGCAACUUAAACUAUCCUACUAGGGAUGCAAAACAUACACUAAGUGAAACUGAGACCGAUGAACACGCCAGCGAAAACGAUGUACCCCUAAAGGACUCGAUAAAAGAUUCUACACGAGAAGGAACAGCCUUCAUAAUCGUACAAAAGCGAGGUCGAAAACCAAAAGAGCAGCCAGAAUUCAUGCCCCAACUUUGCGACUUCUGUGGCAAACGAGUAUGUGGCGAAUCCGCAGAGAGCCAUAAAAAUCAACAUUUGGGAAUUAGGCCAUAUCCGUGUCCGAUAGCCGGGUGCGAUCUUGCGUUCCACGGCCGCUACAACCGACUGCGGCACGUCAAACGAAUGCAUGGCGAGAAGGGCGUCGAGGUGCACGAUUGCCACCUGUGCGGCAAGAACAUACGGGGUCCAAGUCGGGCGCUAAAGUAUCAUCUGCAACGGCACGAACAGAACCAACGUGCCGAAAAGGCUUUCAUCUGUCAGGUGUGCGGAAAAGGCUUCACCCUGCAGCGCUAUCUAACCCAGCACUCGAUCGUACACUCGGGAGAGUUUCCGCACAAGUGCGGUUACUGCGGCAAGAAAUUCAACAACAAAUGGGGAAUGCGCACGCAUGAGAAAAACAUCCACGAAAAGCGAAAACACGCUCCUUCGGAGCACAACGCAUCCAGUAGCACUAAACCCCUACCAAAUAGUCUAGAUGCGGAAAAUUAGAGAAAAAUAAAACAUUCAUUUUGAUUUAUUGGCUUUAUUUGAACCGUAGUUUGCCUAGUAAUAGUCACAUGCCCUAUCGCUUUCAAUGAACUUCACAUUCGUCACAAUUGGGAAAAAAAUUCGAUGGAUGUUCGGUUCAAAAAACUUGAACAUUAGUGCACAAUAAAUCGUAUUCUGAACAAUGCCAGGCCAAUGAGUUUUAAGCAGGCUCGCAUCGCAUCGUCGUCAGUGCAUAAAUAAUAACUUAACAUCGUAGGAAGUGUAACCUUCUUUUUUUCCUCAAAUCGAUCUCUUGAAGAUUUCAACCUUGCAUAAUGCGAAAAACUAU
Molecule: messenger RNA, 1677 nt
Organism: Wyeomyia smithii (pitcher-plant mosquito)
Lineage: Eukaryota; Metazoa; Arthropoda; Insecta; Diptera; Culicidae
Product: zinc finger protein 331-like
Exons: 2
Coding region: 216-1349 (377 amino acids)
Biological process (GO): regulation of transcription by RNA polymerase II
Cellular component (GO): nucleus
Molecular function (GO): sequence-specific DNA binding; DNA-binding transcription factor activity, RNA polymerase II-specific; zinc ion binding
Source: RefSeq, a predicted model, not a curated record